Messenger RNA from Sclerotinia trifoliorum, 2791 nucleotides. Lineage: Eukaryota; Fungi; Ascomycota; Leotiomycetes; Helotiales; Sclerotiniaceae. The record is from the annotation of a GenBank genome assembly.
CUCGAACUUUCGAGGUUAAUUUCACAAUGGAGUGAGGCCAAAUUUCAAGUUUAAGUUCAGCAUACAAGCAAAUUUGUUGCCUACAGACCCGUGACUGAGGCUGGCAGGAUUACACUGACUGACAAUCACUUCCUCGCUUGGCCCAAUAUCAACUUUGAAAUUGGGUUCGCCAGGCGAAAGUGAAUCAAUGACAAUUGGAAUAAUCGUACAAUAGCAGAAGAGAAAUACGGCCAAUCAACAAUCAACAAUUUGCCAUACGAUAUAUAGAAAAUCGCAAUGACUCAAUAUAAAUAGCGGAUACGGUUCGAUAGGAUAAUUAUAUGGCACAGGGCAGAGCAUAUAUAUGUAUUUUGGCCUCUCAUAUAUUGUAGUUCCUCAAGACUUUAUCGUACAAACCAUUGACUGAGCGAUUCUUAACCAACCAAGCAAUGUCGAAGAAUUUCGGAAAGUCCGCAGCAACUGACGCACCUUCCUUUACAUUUAACGUCGAUCCAAACCCAUCCACAAAGAAGAAGGAUGGAACGUAAGUUUCUUUUAUUGAAAAUUCACGUGAUGAAUGUAACAAUGCUGAUUUAGGAAUGUACAGACCUUUCAAACCUUGUCCAAGGACCGAUUGCGUCGGACUUCGAACAAAGCACAAGCAGCUCGAAUGGCAGAUCAAAGAAGCAAACAUAACAAUUAAGGCAACAGAAGGAGUCGCGAAAGCGAGGCUCGCCCAAUCUGAAUCCUACGACCAAAGACUUCAAGCUGCACACAUCGAGCUUGCAGCCUUUGAAUCAAUCGUUGCGCAAUUGGAAGCAAGGUAUAUUGAAGAAAAGCAGAAGAACGAAAAAUACGCCGAUCUCGAAGCAAAGUACAUCGAAGAGGAGCAAAAUCUUGAAGAGAAAUAUUUUGUACUGAAGCAAAAAAUGGCCCAGACAAGCGCGGAAGACCUAGAGCUCAUCAGUGAGCUUCGGAAACAAAUUGCGGAUUUGAAGCAAAAUAAUCAGUCCAUUGACGCUUACAUCAAGCACGCCGAAGUGCAGAUCGCGGAGCGAGAAGAGAAGUGCAAUGUAAGGGAUCAAGACCGCAAAAAACGGGAGGAUGAGAUCCGGGAUUUGAGAACGAAAGCUCUCACUUACGCACGUGAAACGAAGAGAUUGACCGAGGAACAUCAAAAAGCUCAAGAUGAGGCUGCCAAGCUGAGAUUUGAAGUUACUAGCACUCGGGAGGCGAUGGAGGAAUUACAAACAAUUCAUGUACAAGAGAAGGCAAAGCUCGAAGAGAAAGUCAAAGUUGAAGAAAAGAGACUCGAAGACUUCAGAAACGAUGCUAGGGAGAUCCAAAAAGAAAAUGAGGAGGCGCGUGCAGCUUUAGAGAAGACAGAGGUAGAAGUAAAGGAACUUCGCGUCCAGCUCGAAGUAGUGACCGAGGAACUCAAGACUAAGCCCUCCACUGGACGAACGAACGAAGACCAAUUAGAAUUGGCGGGAUAUAUUGAUAUGAUAAAUGGACUCAUCCAACAGCUGAAAUCCCUUGAAGAAGCUCAACAGCCGCGUUUCGACACGAGACCGAGAGCCUAUAAGGGCACCGGUGCCGCUGGUGGAAAACCACCUUCAGAAGAAGGGGAUUCAGCUAGCACUAGAAGCACUUCUUCCUCCGAAGAUGAAAGCACUGAUGAUGAGGAGGAAGAUAAAUUACCUUUCAGUGUACAAUUAAUCCACAAAAUACAAAGACUUCGUGGAGAUCGCGGUCGCGAUUCCGGCUUUGAUCGUAAGCCAAUCAUCCAAAUCAAAGAGGUCCACGUCCCCGGUCCAGAAAUCAUCGUCAAGGUUCCUGGUACACCUGUCGAAGUACAGGUCCCUGUCCCUGGUCCUAUCCAAUAUGUCGAUCGCGAAAUACCUGUUCCGGGACCUACUGUGUACGUCGAUGUACCGGGUCGGGAAAUCCAAGUCCCAGGACCAGUUCGCUAUACGCCAUUCCGAGUAUUCGCUCACGAUCCCAUCGUUUGCUGGUUCUUGGUCGAAUUCAAUUUUCUCAUCCUUUUUUGCCACUGGCUGAAGCGUAUUUUAAGUGUUCUUAGUUAUAUCCCUGCAACACUCCUUGCUAGAUCCCCAUACGUCCCUUCACCUCCUGAGGAUGAAUCGUCUUCGGAUGAAUCUGGAGCUGAAGGAGCUGCCGACGCUGAUAGGACACCUCGACCUGCGCCAUCGCUCCUCUCAGUAUUGUUCAAUCCAAGGCGUGGAAGACUACCAGAUACUUGGCAUACUUUCAGGGGCUUGGCAUUUCAUGGGGUGGUUUAUGGUAUAAUUUGGUUAUCCUUCACGGCUGUGCAUGAACGCAAAGUCUGGAUUGCAGAAAACGAGACUUCCCGCAAAUGGCUUCAACAACUCCUUGCACAGAAGGGCUCUAAUGGUUUCCUUGGCUUGAACCAAAUCUUACCCCAGACCAUCAAUCGUCAAUUGGACAUAUGGAGAUUCGAUCUUAUGGAGUACCUUGGUAUUCCUGUUACAUUCCAGUUCCCUGGUUGAUAUCUACAGAUGCAAUAUUAAGCUGGUGGUUCAACGCUUGUUUGGGGAUGGAUGGACGGAAUACCCUGUAGUAUCUCUUUAAAAUGUUUUCAUGAUUCCCUUCCGUACUUGGAUUUACUUUAAAUAUGUUUUCUUUCUGCUUGUUUCCUGUGAUGCAUCUGCUCGGAUUGAUAAAGCAGAAUGGGGUUAUUACACGAGAGAGAUACAGUCUUAGGAUAGUACAAAAAGCCUGGUGGCCCGACUGGUUACUAGAUACUAUACAGUUAUCAUUUUCUGCUGAU